AUGCUGAAUAGUGCAACUAACCUCAUAAUCAGCUAUGGAGAACAUCGUCUCCAAAAAGUUAAGGUUUUCAAUUAUGAUAAGAAGAAUGAAAAAACCGUAAUUUAUCUUCAUGGAGGUGGAUGGAGAGACCCAAACAAUACAUUUGAUGAUUUCCAAGAACUUGUACAAGCACAAUUGAAUCUUGGCAUCGGGCAAAGUUGCAAUUUCUUUAGCAUAAACUAUCGUUUAUCUCCUGAAGUGAAGCACCCAAUGCAUUUGAUUGAUGUUUUGUCAGCAUUAAAAAAAAUAGAAGAAGUGUACAAGGUUGAACGGACUCUGAUUGUGGGACAUUCCAUAGGUGCUACUCUUAUGCUUCAAUUGCUUAAUAGCAAAGAAAUUAUCCAAAGGGGGUUACUGUAUUUGCAGGAACUGAACCAGGAGGAAGUUAAAAGUGUUGGUAUUAAGUUCGAUCAUUUGGUAUUUCUUGAUGGAAUUUACGACGUGGUUAGCUUAUUAAAGGAAUAUCCUUCCUAUUCGGUAUUUGUUAAUGAAGCAUUCGUUUCCAAGCUUGCUAUCGCAGACGCCACCCAGAUUUCUAUAGCCAAGAACCUACCAUUUGAGUUUGUCCAUGAUAAAACACAAUUUAUUGUCAUUCAAUCAUUACAAGACGAACUCUUAUCUUGUAGACAAACACAGUUGUUUGUUGAUUAUCUUACUGCAAGAGGUCAGCCAGUUACGGUAAGAUUUGAAAAUUUUGGAGAACAUGAACAAGUAUAUAGAAAAGGAUUAACAGAAGAGCUUAAUAACCUUUUAAGUUUAGCUUAG
Molecule: messenger RNA, 804 nt
Organism: Spathaspora passalidarum NRRL Y-27907
Lineage: Eukaryota; Fungi; Ascomycota; Pichiomycetes; Serinales; Debaryomycetaceae
Product: arylformamidase
Exons: 1
Coding region: 1-804 (267 amino acids)
Molecular function (GO): arylformamidase activity
Source: RefSeq, a predicted model, not a curated record